GCUUCAGGUUAGGGUAAUGGAUAGUACAGGAUCUAUUUCCCUAUUGCUUUGGGACCGCGAAGCCAUGUUUCUCAUAGGCAAAUCGGCAAAAGAAUUGAAGGAAGGAUUUCUUGAGAAUACUGGAGGUGUUGAUACGUUUCCGUAUCCAGUAGAGCUUAACAAUGUUCUCUAAAGAAAACUCAUGUUUAAGGUUAUUGUCAAGAGCGAGAACAUUCAACUGCAAAAGGAAGUUUAUAGUGUUGUUAAGCUUACUGAUGAGGAGCAAUUGAUAAAGAAAUAUAUGCCUGAUACACCUUCAAAUGACUUAACUGAACCUGACUUCAAUAAUAAUCAAAUCUUUGAUGCAGAGAAGGAACGCGAGGAUUCUACUGAAGAGAAUGAGUUAAUCGAUAUUGCAAAUACACCUGCCAAGAUAAGUUUAACUAAUGUCGCGACAGUGGUUGAAGAAGGUCCGAAUACACAGCUGUCAGAAAAUAAAAUCAAAAGACCAUUUAAGAAGAAGAAAACAACAUAAGGUGUUUACAAAUGUAACCCUUGGAGAAAGCGACAACUGUCUGAUUAGUCUUAUUAGUAGUUGUAUUAGUUAUGAACAAUGUAUUUUAAUCAGGAUGGCACGUUUAUGCUGUUUAACUUUUCUGUUUUAGUUAGUUUGCAAAUUUUU
This is a messenger RNA of Nicotiana attenuata, 661 nucleotides long. RefSeq lists its product as uncharacterized. The transcript has 4 exons. The record is from RefSeq and is a predicted model, not a curated record. NCBI's taxonomy places the organism in Eukaryota, Viridiplantae, Streptophyta, Magnoliopsida, Solanales, Solanaceae. Bases 182 to 514 code for a protein of 110 amino acids.